UCGGUCCGAUUUCCAGACGCGCUCCGAUCCGGGAAGGAGCUUUAAAAAAUCUACUUUAGCUUUCAGAGAAAUUUUACGUUUCUUUUUCUUUUGAGUGUAUGUUUCCAAUCUGCCGCGCAGAGCAAGUGCGUGUUUUCGUCGUUGUUAAAAGUUUAUUUGAAAUAAAAUAUCAUAAAUUCAGAUGAGCAAUAUGCCGUGCAUUGUACCGACUUGCAGAACGCCGGCAGCUACCCUCGUUCCAUUCCCCAGCAAUCCGAAACUGGCGGAACGAUGGUCCGAAGCCAUUCAGGUGGGAUGUGAAAUACUCGGCGCCGUCAAUUUCGGGAAAAAUACUAUCCAUCAGAUUUGUGAAUCUCAUUUCUGUGCUGCUACAAAUGACUACCAAGAACCAUCGUUGUUUGUCAACAGCAAAAGCAAAAAAGUACAGAUUGUAUGCUGCCGUAUGUGUCUUCGAUUCCAUCCAAUUACGAAAUCUUUGCCGAAGAGUGGCCAUAUAGGAAAGGACGACAUAUCAUCGUUCAUUAUGGAAACGAUGAACAUCGAUGUAAAUGAUUCGAGUUAUUUUAAUUUUAUUUGCGAAUGCUGCUUUGCACGCAUCGAUAUCUGCAAGGUAAUAUUGUCAAGUUUUCUCGACGCCGAUCGAUGCUUUCAGGAACUUAAAAACCAUAUCACCGCCCAGGAGUUGGAGUUUCUAGUAAAAGAUGAGGCAACGAUUUAUCAGACGAUUUCCGAUUCCGAAGAGUUACUUUCUGAGUCCAUGGAUGAUGAAAGAAUGGAAGAUGAAAACAAAUCAGAAAGUGAAACAGAGUUGAACUAUGAUUCUGAAGAUAGCCUGAUUGAGAUGGUAGAAAAUGACACUACACUUUCUGACGGAUCAGAUACCAAAAAGGAUUCAAUUAAUGAUAAACGCCCAAAAAGGUACAAAAAUGGAGCAUUCAGGAGAACUUUACGCAAAAAGUAUCUGGAAUCUAAUGAAACAGAUUCAGAUAAUUUGACACUUUUAUUAGCAAAAAAGUGUUAUAUCUGUCAAAAGGUGUGGCCGGAUGCAAAUGCGUUGAACGAACACCUCACGGCUCAACAUGCAACCAUAACUGACUACCGAUGCGAAGAGUGCAACGAGGACUGUCUAACAAUUGGAUCAUACAAUCGUCAUUUGGCCAAACACGAUAAAUCUGAACGCCCACAUAAAUGUAAUUUUUGUCCGUAUCGUUUCGUUCAUAAUGUAAACAUGAGGCGUCACGAGAUGGCAGUUCACAAUGUAAAACAUAAUGUGAAACCUUACAGUAAACAUAUCGUUAGGAGCAUAUUAUGCGAACACUGCGGGGCUUCAUUUCGCUACAGUACAAAGCUCACAACCCAUAUACGUAUACAUCAUCUGAAUAAAAAACUAACCUGUAGCAUCUGCAACCAAUCAUUUACCACUAAUUUCAGUCUCGAACGGCAUAUGUUAAUACACAACAACCAGAAACCACACGUUUGUGCUACAUGUGGCGAAAGUUUCCGCAGGCUGCUCGAUCUAAAACAUCACAUGGAAAAAGUUCAUGAAGGACGUAAUCCUCAUGUUUGUACCGAAUGUAACAAAGAAUUUAAAACUUAUUAUACCCUGUGUACGCAUCGUUCCCAAGUACAUAAAGGAAAUCCUCCCCAACCAUCACGACAAUCAAACAAUGUAUCAAUCGAGUGCUCCGUUUGCAGCGUAAUUUUUCCUACACACCGGGAACUUGGCCAACACAUCGAAGACUGUCACUCAAAAAAUUAUCCCUACUUUGAAUGUAACGUGUGUCAGGAGAAAUUCAUCACUAAAAGACUAUUAUAUUUGCACAAAGCUUUGCAUACGGAUAAAUUUGAAUGUAAAAUAUGCGAAAAGAGGUUCCAGACUAAACAGAGGUUACAGCAACACGAUGACGCCCAUCACAACACUGAACGGAAGUACAAGUGCUCAAUCUGCACAGAUAAUAGAUUUUAUAAAAAUAUUAGUUCUCUUAAAAAUCAUAUGACGAUACACAGAAGGGGAAAAAUUUUUCCGUGUGAGUUUUGCGACAAAAGCUUCGCACGCAAAGAUGUCCUAAAGAUUCACCGAAGAACUCAUACCGGCGAGAAACCUUUCGAAUGUCCCGUUUGUCAGAAACAUUUUGGAGAUAAUGGAACUUUCAGUAAGCACAAGAAGCGGUGCUUGUCGAAUGCAGCGUCUAUGGGUGGCAAAACAUUGAUGCAAUGAGACUCUACAAAAUUGAAAAAUUAAUAUUUACUUUAAAUUCAUUUCUAAUAAAAUGAAAGUUAAAUAAGGAAUCUGAAAAAAA
Molecule: messenger RNA, 2300 nt
Organism: Uranotaenia lowii
Lineage: Eukaryota; Metazoa; Arthropoda; Insecta; Diptera; Culicidae
Product: zinc finger protein ZFP2-like
Exons: 4
Coding region: 182-2218 (678 amino acids)
Biological process (GO): regulation of transcription by RNA polymerase II
Molecular function (GO): RNA polymerase II cis-regulatory region sequence-specific DNA binding; DNA-binding transcription factor activity
Source: RefSeq, a predicted model, not a curated record